Closterium sp. Naga37s-1 is the source of this 594-nucleotide messenger RNA. Lineage: Eukaryota; Viridiplantae; Streptophyta; Zygnematophyceae; Desmidiales; Closteriaceae. The record is from the annotation of a GenBank genome assembly.
GCGAGUGCAGGGGUCGGGCGUGGAGUGGCAGGAGACGCGGCUGGAGGACGCCACGGCCGUGAUGGUGCACCACCAGGCGCUGCUGCGCAACAAGCGCUGCCUCCUCGCCUACCUCAAUGCGCGCAUGGAUCAGAUCCGACGGCUGCGAUGGCAGCUGGGCGCAACGCUGCCACGGGCGUUGCAGGAGCGGCUGAGUGCGGGGGAGGGCUAGUGGCUGGCGCAGUACUCGCAGGCACUGGGGGACUACAUGGCGGACGCAGGGCUGGACCUCACUGUGGACCUGCUACCCCCAAGGACCCGUACAUCGAGGUGCGGGUGCUCAAGGACGCAGGUGCAAUGUAUCUGGACGACAAAGUGGCUUACUUGGAGGCCAACACUCUGCACCUUGUCAGGAAGACUGACGCAGAACCACUUAUUCUGAAGCUCUUCUCCGUCAUCCUCACUCCUUCCACAUUCACAUGCCCUCAUGCACAUGUUUUUGACCCAGGGGUUAUUGGAACACCGAGAAUACUGACAACUUGGCAGGCCUGUUUGCCAUACAAGAAAUCUAUACUUGUUCAGCGCAUCAAUAGUCGUGGUAUUAUCAAGCUCUAA